This is a messenger RNA of Vanrija pseudolonga, 702 nucleotides long. RefSeq lists its product as uncharacterized. The transcript has a single exon. The coding region runs from base 1 to 702 and encodes 233 amino acids. Lineage: Eukaryota; Fungi; Basidiomycota; Tremellomycetes; Trichosporonales; Trichosporonaceae. The record is from RefSeq and is a predicted model, not a curated record.
AUGUCCGAACACUUCAGAUCGCUGUUGAGGAGACAUCGCUUUCCUGCCUGCCUGAAGGCGAGUACACCACAUCGCGGUGCAGCAAACACCGCCCGUCCCCCGGCUCCACAGUGCAACUAUCCACGUUCCACUGGCGGACAAUCCUCCCUCCCUACACUGUCGUCGAUCGACCAUGUGCAGGCAGUGCGGCCCUUCGAGGGCGAGGAAAAGACGGUCCUCCGCUGUGUGGACGGCAUGCAGCGCCACGUCGUGCUCGUCACCUUCCCCUUUACACGAUACGCAAGCCUCGCAAAUGCAGCCGCGACAAUAGGCGGCCCGCGAGAGAUCGAAUUUGAGGGCUACGAUCCGCACCAGCGGCCGUCAAGGGUAGAUAUUGUCUUCUGGCCACGCAUGGACCUCGAGGACGACGACCUUGACGACCUCCCCGACGAGGACGAGGACGAAGACAUGGUGGUAUGGUGCCACCGUGACGCCAGGAAGGCCCGCUACGACUUCUAUCCCUUCGCCCCGGUACUCUCGACGAGCGCCGACGGGCACAACCGGCGCCAUAUUCCGGGCGACUUGGCCAAGGUGGAAGGCAUCCACAGCUACCUCUUCUUCCUCUUGCGCAUCUUCGAGCACCUAGCCUACGGGGGCACGGCGACCGUCGCCAGGCUGCGGUUGAUCCCCCCGCAGAUUCUCGACCUCAACGCCCGGCCGUAG